Molecule: messenger RNA, 1257 nt
Organism: Talaromyces marneffei
Lineage: Eukaryota; Fungi; Ascomycota; Eurotiomycetes; Eurotiales; Trichocomaceae
Exons: 2
Coding region: 1-1257 (418 amino acids)
Source: RefSeq, a predicted model, not a curated record
AUGAAGCGCAAAAUCAUUGAGACUGAAGCCAACACCAUGCUCUCUUAUUUUAAGCAACCAUCAUUAGCAUCGCGAGGCCCGUCCUCGGGCUGCCCAUCAGGUACCUAUACGACGCCAAAUGGCUUACAAUUCAACACAUACUGCGGUAUCGAUCUGCUCGCUGCCGAAGUAGGAAACACCACUGAAGCAAGCAUCUCUGACUGCAUGGACCAGUGUUCGUGGUAUCAGCCCGCUUGCUACGGCGUCACAUAUUACACCCAAAAUGAAACAUGUUCAUUCAAAGGAGAAGGCGUAAACUCGACCAUGUUGAGCACAUCGGGUAGCGAUAAUGCCAACGUCAACAGCGCGAUCGCAUACGCAAAUCACCUGUUAGCCUUGGACGGGACCUGUCCGUACCAAAACAACUCGGUAAUCGAAACCAGCGAGGGCACACCAUUUCAUAUCGUCUGUGACAGGGAUAUGGCCGGCUGGGGCGACUAUUUUCCCUGGGGACUUAAUUACAGACCACAUACGGAUACGAUGAGUGAGUGCAUGGAACUAUGUGCCCACGCGCAUCCCCUUUGUCUCGGAGUAUCAUGGAACUCCGACUUAAGCGAGGGAUAUGGAAAUUGUUAUUUGAAAAACUCGCAAAAUGGGACUCUUACCAGUGAGACCGUGCAUACGCAUUCUGGACUCGUCAAUCUACCGUCAAUCGAUGCAUGCGAUCCGAACACCGAUGCACAACAAAUCUCAAGUAACGGCAAGACAUUCAACGUGACUUGCUUUGAAGGCCGACUUGGAAGCAGCAAUAUCACAUCGGUCUAUAGCGCGAAUAUUACGGAGUGUAUCAACGAAUGCGCCACCCAUAAUGGAACAGAUUCAUGCCUUGCCGUCUUUUACGACAAUUCGUUUGCCGAUGGAUUUGACAAUUGCUAUUUGCUAAAUGCUACGGGCACUGAAACAGCUCCGUUGAAUUCGACCUAUGCUGAGCUUGUUUCCAGCGAUAAUUCUUCUGCUGAUAGCAGCAGCAGCAAUUCCUCGUCCAACAAAUCGUGGAUCGCAGGACCUGUUGUAGGAGCGGUAGCGGCUUUGAUAAUUGUUGCGUUGGGAUUCCUCUGGUGGAAAAGAAGAACCGGGCGACAGCAAGAUGUAAAAUUCGCACCUAUUGAACUAGAUCAGAGUCCAUCGCCGGUUAAGGCUGUGGACGUUUCUGAGAUGCCUCCUGACCAUCAUAUUACAGAGAUGGACGGGACGGUCGUGAGGCAUGAAAUGCCAUGA